AAAAAGUUGGGAGGUAUAUUUUUAAACAUGGUAGAAUGUAUAUUAUAUAAAUGUUCUGUCCACACUCUCUGUUCUCUUCUGUACCAGCAUUUUAAUGAUUCUUAUCGGGAGGGUUGAUCUGCUACUGCUAUUGGUUGCCAGCUUCUGGUAAAACUGGAUUGACCAGUCUGGGCGCCGUGCUGAGGGAGAGAGAGCCUGUAGAGCAGGCUAGUCUCAUCACAGCUAGGACUACUGAGAAGAGCUUUUGGAACUGCAGAGGAUGCAUGCUUUCCCAGAGAAUGGAACAGCCAGCGAUUCAGUGUGAAGAUCAGAAUCAUGAAGGCUCUUCUGAGAUGCAUGGACCCAGCACAAAUUUUGGAGAGAAAAAUAAAGCAGGAAGACAGCACUUUGACUUUUUAAAGGUCAUAACUCUAGGAAACAAAGACAAUGGAAGCAAACUAGAAAUGUCACCAAUUGUUAUCCCUGUUGAUGAACAGCAUGAGAAUGGUCCUGAAAGCCAAAGUCUUUCAAACACUAGUAAAAUAUAUGUAAUCAAUGGUGCAAGUAGGAAUUUUUACGUCACGUCACCAUUACUCAGUAUGGACAGUUGUGUAACCAUACCUAAGGACUCAGAGAUAAAAUUCGGAGAAGUUCUCAGUCCUCACCUAGGUCUAGAUCCCAAAGACUUAACUUCAGAAGAUGCUGGUCUUGAUGACAAAGAUAAUUACCCGGUGGGUGAAGUUGGAGUUUAUGAUUUGCCAACAACAUCUGGUGCUAGCAGUUCUCAAGGUAAUGUUCCAGAAAACCUUGCUGAAAGUAACAAAGGCCAAGAGGUUGAAGAACCCCAGGAAUCCUCCAGGUUUCUAAUCAAUGAGGAUAAUUUUGAGCGGGAAUGCCCAAUCUGCACUGAGCUCUAUGAUGCCAGCAGCCACAAACAGUCAUUGCUUAACUGCAAACAUGUCUUUUGUGAUAACUGUAUAAAAACUAUGGUCAGCAAAGCCAACGAGCCCAGCCUUGGCAGGGUGUCAUGCCCACUUUGCCGACAGACGUCCCCAAUGAUGGAGUGGGAGAUCCGUAAGAUGCAGGAGCAGAUGUUAGACAAUGGUGGCAUCUACAUCCAGCACCAGCAGGACUAUGUGGCACCAGAGACAAUUGUGCGGAGACCUGGGCUAUGUGGGGCUCUGGAGUACAGGUUCCAGAAACGAUUCCAAAAUGGCCGUCUGAUAGGUUUCCCACCUUGUGUACGUCAUCCGCAGAGAUUGGUGGACGGGCUGAACAGACUGCAGCAUCGCUGUCGCUGCUUGUACCUUUGUGCAUUGGUGCUUUUACUUUUUGCAGAGUUCUUUUGCUUUUUCUUCCUGUUUGUGCCCAUUGCUAUUUUUAUACUGUUGAUUGUUUUUGGGAAAUAGUUGCCUUUGAAGGAAAUCUGAACACUGGCCAUUUUUAUAUAACAAUAUGGUUAAAAAGUUAAGAGCUUUUUCCCAUUUUAUAUAUGCAAUACCAAUUGUUUUCCUGUGUACAUCAGGUUUAGGCUAUAAAUACACUAUAAAUUUGCUUUUUCAGCCA
Messenger RNA from Rana temporaria (common frog), 1545 nucleotides. RefSeq lists its product as uncharacterized. The coding region runs from base 264 to 1388 and encodes 374 amino acids. Lineage: Eukaryota; Metazoa; Chordata; Amphibia; Anura; Ranidae. The record is from RefSeq and is a predicted model, not a curated record. The transcript is spliced from 2 exons.